AUGGACGUCAUGGGACAGCUCCUCUGCUCGGAGAUUCGUAAGGGUCAGCCCGGUACGCCCAUGGCUCAACGAACGGUUUUCGGUUGGACGUUGUUUGGAAAUGUCGAUGGGUCCGAAUCCGCUUCGCUCGGCUUACAGUCUUUGCAUUGUGAAGUUCAUUUAGAUCGAGCGCUCACUAGACUUUGGGAGUUAGAAGAAUCACCGAAAAAGGCCCACCUCACUUACGAAGAACGCUAUUGUGAAGAGUUUUUCGAAAAAACGCACAGAAGUUCACCUGACGGUCGAUUUAUAGUAGAGCUGCCACUGAAAUCAGACGUACCCUUGGGAGCAUCACGAAGUUAUGCUGUUCGAAGUUUACUAAGCAUCGAAAAAAGACUUGCGCGAGAUGACGACCUACGCCAACGCUACAAUGAGUUCAUGCAAGAACUCAUCGACAUGAAGCACAUGGAACUUGCACCACCGCCAACGGAUCAAACGUUCUAUAUGCCGCAUCACCCCGUUAUAAAAGAGUCAAGUGUCACGACUAAAUUGAGAGUCGUGUUCAAUGCGUCCGCCAAAACCACAACCGGGAAUUCAACGCAUCGCUACGCAGUAACAGCGGACAUCGCGAAAAUGUACCGCCAAAUAUGCAUGUCCACGAAAAACCUCGAUCUACAACGCAUUGUCUGGCGUCGUGACCCGACGUUACCCAUAAAGGAUUAUCACAUGUUGCGCGUUACUUAUGGCGUUGCCGCUGCGUCCUACUUAGCAGUUAAAUCGCUGCAACAAACCGCAAAAUAUUCGUCACACAUUUGUGAGAAGGCUGCUGCCGUCAUCCAUAAGGACUUUUACAAGGAUGAUCUCCUCCCUGCUGCGUCUUCUAAAGAAGAGCUGCUAGGUUUACAACGAAACGUCUCCGAAAUACUGAAGGAAGGGGGUUUUGAACUUCGAAAAUGGGCGUCUAAUUGUGCGGAGCUUUUUGAAAAUGUUUCGAAUGCAUCAGAAAAUAUAUCACACUACCUAGUCGAUAGUAAAGAUGUCCAUGCCUUGGGCCUUAUAUGGAAUACAGAGGAGGACUACUUCACGUUCUCAGUUAAUUUGAAUCAACCACCCACUAUUUUAACGAAGAGAAAUUUCUUGUCUGAUGCUAGCACGCUUUUCGACCCACUGGGUCUGCUCGCUCCAGCGACCAUAAGAUCAAAGAUGUGGUUUCAGGAGAUCUGGCGUAUGAGUGUCGGUUGGGAUGACGUUAUUCCAGACUGCAUCGCAGCACAGUGGCGACAACAUCGCUCGGAAUUGCUACUGCUAUCAAGUUUAAAGAUAAGUCGCUGGUUUGGCACAGGAGCAGGUGAGUCGUUCACUGAGCUACAUAUUUUCGCUGACGCUUCCGAGCGCGCUUACGCUGCCGUAAUGUACGCGUGCACAUUACACAACGACGGCAGUAUUACUGUCGUGCUGAUCUCGUCGAAGACUAAGGUAGCACCGCUUAAAACAACAACCCUGCCGCGCUUAGAAUUGUGCGCUGCACAUCUUGCUGCUAAAUUGGCGCAAAGCGUGUUACAUAGCUGGGGUGAUCUCCGCUAUCCGAUCUAUGCUUGGACUGACUCAACUAUCACAUUGGCAUGGCUUCAGGCGCAUCCUAGUAAGUGGAUAACUUUCGUUGCCAAUCGCGUUGCUGACAUACAAGAAGUUUUACCGCCUGAAUGUUGGAACCAUAUCCGCUCUGAACUGAAUCCAGCAGAUUGCGCUUCUAGAGGUGUAACUCCGUCUGAACUACUGCAUCAAAAACUAUGGUGGUCUGGUCCUGAAUUCUUAAAAGGUCCUGACCAUUUCUGGAAGUUAUCACCUUCGCAACACACAACUCAGUUGGGCGUUCGUAGCAAGGUCGUCGCCCAUGCUACGAGCUCAGAUGACCACUGGCCUGUAUUGAUGAGACAUUCAUCGUAUUCCAAGCUGCGCCGCAUCAUUGCUUACGUGUUAAGGAUUUUCGUCAACGCUCGAGUUAAGACACGAAUCAACGCUGCUAAACGGCAAAAGAAAGCCGAUUCCGCUUCGGAGUAG
Molecule: messenger RNA, 2040 nt
Organism: Anastrepha ludens (Mexican fruit fly)
Lineage: Eukaryota; Metazoa; Arthropoda; Insecta; Diptera; Tephritidae
Exons: 3
Coding region: 1-2040 (679 amino acids)
Source: RefSeq, a predicted model, not a curated record